Messenger RNA from Aplysia californica (California sea hare), 586 nucleotides. RefSeq names its product potassium channel subfamily K member 18. Gene Ontology annotation, cellular component: membrane. The record is from RefSeq and is a predicted model, not a curated record. Lineage: Eukaryota; Metazoa; Mollusca; Gastropoda; Aplysiida; Aplysiidae. Gene Ontology annotation, molecular function: potassium ion leak channel activity. Gene Ontology annotation, biological process: stabilization of membrane potential; potassium ion transmembrane transport.
ACAGUUUGAACAGGAGGUGUACCGGGCGGUGGUGGAAGGAGGCUGGGACGGGACGGAUGACAGUACAGACCUGGUCACAAAGUGGACAUUUCCUGGUGCCCUGUUGUUUUCUGUGACUGUCAUCACUACUAUAGGUUACGGAGAUAUAGUCCCAAAGACCCGCGUGGGACAGGCAGUGUGUGUCGUCUAUGCCAUGAUCGGUAUCCCCCUCACUCUCCUCUGUCUGGCCAACAUAGGAGGCUUCCUGGCAAACCUCUAUAAGCUCAUCUGGCAAGCCAGCUCACGCCUGUGGAAACUUGUCGUCUGCAUGCCCAAAAAAAACAAAGAGUCCCUUCCCUUAGACCAGACCAAAGUGCCCGUGUGGGUGUCCCUGGUCACAAUGGGCGCUUACAUCCUGCUGGGCGCCGGAAUCUUUUCCAGCUGGGAGAAAGACUGGUCGUUUUUGGACGGUUCUUACUUCUGCUUCAUCACCCUCAGCACUAUUGGCUUCGGGGAUUUUGUGCCUGGUCAGGUGGGUAUAGAUCUGUGGUUGUUGUUGUUGUUGGUGGUGGUGAAAUUACAAAGUUCUAUAUUACAUAUAAUGUAA